This is a messenger RNA of Menidia menidia (Atlantic silverside), 2015 nucleotides long. Lineage: Eukaryota; Metazoa; Chordata; Actinopteri; Atheriniformes; Atherinopsidae. The record is from the annotation of a GenBank genome assembly.
AUGAUGGAGGGAGUCCGGAUGGGACCUUGUAAGCAGGCCACAGUGCCAUCCCUGAAAGCAGUGCCAUUGGCGUAUAAGGGUGCCAUCGCUCUGUCCGUUAACAUCGAAAAAAAAGAGAAAAAGAAAUAUCCAAAGCUAAAGCACGAAAAAUAUCCAAAGCUAAAGCACGAAGUCAUAACUGUCUUCGAGCGCUUUCUAAACCCAUGGUGCUGCGCCCAGCAGCACAGACAGGCAGACAAAAAUGAUAUCCAGUUGCUGAACUGUCAGGAAGGAGACGUGACGAUUAUAGCGAAAUUCUGCAAAGCCCAAGCAGGUGUCGUCAUCAGUCUAAACGAGUUUUCCCAUCAUGGGGCCAGGCUGUUUGGCAAGACUGGAAACGGGAAGCCAACGAUAUUCAUAAUUGACCUCAUCAUUGCUCCUCUAGACGAGAUGAGGGAGAGGCAGGGAACAGAGCAGGCGAGAGGACGCGUUGCUACAAAGCCUCGUUUCCUGGAGUCCCUCCAUGCUUCCCUCACCAGAUGUGUAACACCCACAGCUCUGGAAGAGCCUCAGUCUUGUGAUAAGAAGAGAGCCCAAAGGUGCGAUGUCAGCUCACUGCGAUUUUUGCUUACAGGGCUGGAAAGACUAGGUCAAAACCCGCUGGUGCUCUGGCUCGUGCUCAUUGACAGUGAUGCUGAUAGGAUGGGGCAGCAAAGGGGGAAUCAAGUGAACAAGGACUGUGGGAGUGUGUGGCAGGAAUUAAAGCAGACUAACCUUCAACUUACAAGCAUAAAAAGCUACAUCAACAUUGUCGUUCACCUGAGCAGCAUGCACCGCAGGUCUCACAGCAGGUCACGGCUCUACUCCGUUCUGUGUCAGCUGGGGGUUCUUAUUGUGCUCAAACAGCAAGAGCCUGGGCAGCUGCUUUGGGGUUGGACUAUCCUGGAGAUCAUGGAGCCCCAGACCUCUCUGGACUAGCUCCUGGUAUAUUGCAUCCAAAAAUGUUCCACUCUAAAGAAAUGGCUGCAACUGAUCCCAUUCCUGACUACCAACACAGUCAGCCAGGAGGAGGUUCCUUUGACUCAAUAAAUGAGCAUCCUCAUCCCCGGGCCUCUGAUGGAUUCCCGCUGAUUGAUGCCUUUCAAGCACCAGUUUCAAGUGACUCCAAAACUAACAAACUGCUCCGUUCUUAUGGAGGACCAUUGUAUGGUAAUGGGGGCUCUGGUUCUGAACAGGUCAAGCAUGUUGCUCUUCUACCACUAGUUGAGGCCCCCAGUCCAUCUGACCAGGUGGAUCUGGAUCCUAGAGGUCAUAAGCCCCUCUCCCUCAACUACGAUAAGUAUGACCCUACUGUUGAGUCUGCCCAAAAUAGUUUGGGCAUAUUUCUGCAUGAAGUUCCCCAUAGCAGGGGUGAUGCUGCUCACCAAGGUGGACAAACUGUUAAUGGACCUCUUGGAAAAAGGGUCAGGGGAAAGCUUUCUAGUCCUAGAUAUAGUACAUGGAAGAUUAUUAGGUAUCCUGCCCAUCUUCAGCCCAGAGGUGUCAUUGUCAAACCAUUUUUUCAAGGUAAAGGUGCUCUUAAACAUUUGAGGAAACCUAAAUAAAGUCAUUUUCAUCCCAGUCUGACUCGAGGCUAGCUUGAGCUGAAUUAGGAGGCGAACCUAUUAAAAUAUGAAGAAACUCUUUAAGAAUCUGUUUUGCCUUUUUAUUUUCCCCGUCUCAUAAAUGGGUUCUGAAGUCUGGAUGAUACCAGAGUGCCAUCUGUUGGUCCCAAUGGGAAGAGAUUGUUUUGGCUGAAAUGGGGUUUUUAACAGGUGCUAUCCAACAGAAGGUCAGUGCUUGACAAAUUCUGUGGUCUGUUUACAAUCUGCUGUUUGCAAUCACUACUAGUGGUUUUUGGUCUUUUUAGUGACUCCGUGUCUCACUGCAGUCUGGGAUCUUUAAUAGAGGAAAAUGAACUGUUAAAUGUGGCUUUACAUUUCUGCAACCUUCUCUAGAAAUGUAAUCCUGUGAUUUGUUAUAAAAAAAGAAUUCAG